This is a messenger RNA of Alnus glutinosa, 867 nucleotides long. RefSeq lists its product as uncharacterized. Bases 97 to 603 code for a protein of 168 amino acids. Lineage: Eukaryota; Viridiplantae; Streptophyta; Magnoliopsida; Fagales; Betulaceae. The record is from RefSeq and is a predicted model, not a curated record. The transcript has 4 exons.
CCAUCUUCUUUAUAUUAAAUCUAGCUCUUGCUGGGAACCCGUCGUAGCUUAAAUUAUCAAAAGAAAGGAGUUAAUAGAGAAAUUAGAUAAGAGAAAAUGGAGUGUUGUGGGAGGCCAAACAGGAGUGACAUUCAUUUGUCGGCGGAGGAAGAGGCAAAGCUGGAGGCGAAGGCAAGAGAGUAUUUCGAUGAAACUGCUCCCAAGCGCCACACUAAGCCUCAGCGUAGCGAAUAUGCUUCUCGAUAUGUCGACGAUCUCCCCAAUGACAAGGAAAACAAGAACGUUAUUCCCGAACUCGUUGAGUUUCAACGUCUGGAAAAUGAUCCCCAGAAGCUGGUGUACGGUGGAAAAGAAGUGAGAGAGGAAUUUGUGGAGACCGAGUAUUACAAGGAUCUCAACUGCGUCGACAAACACCAUCACACGACAGGAACAGGGUUCAUCCAAAUCGAAAACGCUGAUGGCAAAAGCUUCCAUUUAGCACCUGAUUCUGACAACAGCUGCCACGCGUCUUGCCAUUGCAACCCAGCGACCAACGACUGGAUUCCGGCCGGUGAUAAUAUGGAAACUCCUGCUUCCGACAAGCCAAACAGGAGCGACAACUAAAUUGGAGGAUGGGUGCCAUUGUGUUCAAUAAAGAUCUAGAGGUUGCAUUUCUUUUUUCUUAUGUCAAUUCGUGGGUGGAUAUGUUGAUAAAUUGUAGUUGAGGAGGGUGUGAUUGAUUGAAGAGGGGGCCAAGAUGCCUGUAUUAUAUGUUGAAAUUUGAGCCUUUUUGGCACUUGUUAUCCAAUCGCCUUGUUUAAAUAAUAACUAGAAAUCUCCUGUGGCUCAAUUUAAAAAUGAAGAUUGCAAGACAAAUCUUAGCCUUUA